AUGAGUACUGGGCGUUCAUUAGCGACUAUUUCAAUUCGCUGCAAUCGAGUUACGCCAAGAUGUGACAGAUGUGAAGCCACAGGAGCUGAGUGUGCUUACCUGCCACGAAGACCACGAACUAAGAAACAAAGGACCAAAUUUUCUGAGAAGGGUGUUCUUCUAGAAGUUCUCGAGCGCCUAAGAUGCCUAGAAGAGCAUUGUGGCCUGGAUACUUUCGCGGGAAAUCAAGAUAAUGAGCUUGAUUCCAUGUCUAUAUCUUCUGUCGAAUCAGAGAACGCACAAAAUGCAACCCUGCCUGAAGCUCCGACCACAAUAGUCCCACCCGGGAUCCGUGAUAUCAUCGGUCGUAUCAAAGAUGAAGGCAGUCAAUCUAUGCUUCUCUCUAGUGUCUUCUGUCACCUGCAACAGAUUCAAUGGUGCUUUCUCGAAAAUGAACAAUGCUUUCAUGCCAUUACUUCCGCCAUGCCGGAAAUCAAGUUCAUGCAAGAUACACAGCCUACGGAGGCAUCAGAAGAGCCAUCCAUUCCUAAAGACUUGGCACAACAGCUCAUAGACUAUUACUACAGCUUCUGCCAUUUCGAAGGCUUCAAGAUGCCUCUCGAAAAAUCAUUUCUAACUUCAAUUCCUGAUCUGCUCGAGAUAUCCCAUGUUCGACUAGAUUGUACCUCCCAAAUCAUCUAUUACACCAUUCUUUUUCAAUGCAUCGUCACAAAACCGGAGGCACUCCCAAGAAGAGGCAACUUGAUCCAUGUUCUAUACCAGAAAUGCGCUUCUCUCGGCGAAGACUGGCUGAAAAAUAUCAAAGAUACCCCAGCCGACUUCUUCGCAGCAUUGACGCUGGUGUCAUUGUUCCUCGAAUUUUGCAAUGUCGAUUUAUCCUGGAAAGCUCUCGCCCAAGCGUGCAGGAUAUCCAAAGCUCUAGGAUUUUUCUCCGUGGAUGAGACACCUUCCGAGGGAGAUAACGAACAUUCCACAGAGCCGGAAUCUCUCCCACACCAGGCAGAAGUAGAGCGGAAUCGAAAACGGUUCCAAUUCUGGCACAUUUUGCGAACGGAUUGUCUUUUUCGCAUGUGUUACGGAAAACCAACCCUCAUCCCGGCAGGGUCGUGGAAAGUCAAUUUCCCCGACCCAACUAUCAACGGCGUCAACGAUGAAUCAUCCCGCUUCAUGCAGAUCCAUUUCAUCGCGUCUAUGCGACUGACGCUCAUUGUGAUGAAAUAUCUUGACUGGGUUGACGGAGGGAAAGAUCCUGAUCCCGUCUCUCAUGAUGCGACGAUUGACAGUUUUAUCGACGAAGUUCAGCUAAUAUUAUCGGAUUGGGAUGCGGAGGGCCUUCUUCAAAUGGCUACAAACCACGUCGAUGUAUGGUUCUGCGUCGACGUACUAUUCAGCACAUACAAGAUGCUUAUCGUCCUCUAUCAAUCGAAAAAGUGCAACCAGGGUCAUAUCCUACCAUCUCAAGCCGUGGAGAUAUCCAGAAAAUCUGUGAAAAUCUUCCAAUCUCUCCUUGCAUCCUCGGCGCAUGCGUUUUGGGGCAUCAGUCUCUUCUUGUUCCACCAGUUUGUCCCCUUUUUUAUCCUUUGUUUGGAUAUCAUUGGAAACCCUGACCACGCCAAUCUGGAGGAGGAUCUCGUCUCCAUAUGCUGGAUUAGCGAUUAUGCCGAGAUGGUCAUUGAGGAACGAGUCGAGCUCAAGCCGAUUUUGGUCAUCAUUAAAUCUAUGAGCACGGCUUGCCAGCAAACGAAAACAAUGAGACUAGCGCGAGCGGCUUAA
Molecule: messenger RNA, 1773 nt
Organism: Penicillium verrucosum
Lineage: Eukaryota; Fungi; Ascomycota; Eurotiomycetes; Eurotiales; Aspergillaceae
Product: transcription factor domain-containing protein
Exons: 7
Coding region: 1-1773 (590 amino acids)
Biological process (GO): DNA-templated transcription; regulation of DNA-templated transcription
Molecular function (GO): DNA-binding transcription factor activity, RNA polymerase II-specific; DNA binding; zinc ion binding
Source: RefSeq, a predicted model, not a curated record